Dioscorea cayenensis subsp. rotundata (Guinea yam) is the source of this 741-nucleotide messenger RNA. Its product is annotated as signaling peptide TAXIMIN 1. Bases 306 to 536 code for a protein of 76 amino acids. NCBI's taxonomy places the organism in Eukaryota, Viridiplantae, Streptophyta, Magnoliopsida, Dioscoreales, Dioscoreaceae. The transcript is spliced from 2 exons. The record is from RefSeq and is a predicted model, not a curated record.
GAGACACUUGUCAGAGCACUUGUUGUCAUGGAGUUAUUAAAUUUCUGUUUACUUUCUAUUCAUCAGACCUCAGCAGUUACUUGGCCUUAUUAUAUUUGUCUUGUGGCAAAGGUAGGAAAGACGUGCUUCUUUAGGUGUACCAAUUAUGGAAUACCAAGAAAGCACCCUUUCACCCACUCCCACUUAUCUUCUCCAUAUGCUCAUACUCAGCCAUCAGAAAGUCAAGCCACAAAAAAAAACCUGUGUUUUUUUUUUUCUGUGUCUUUGGUUCUUUUACAGGUUUUGAAGAAACAGAGGAAGAAGGCAUGUGCUGUGAUUGUGAGUGCAGGCCAUUGGGUUGGCUUCUUGGCCUUCCCUUUGCCUUCCUUUCUCUCCUUGUUUCACUUGUAGGGGUGAUUAUAUGGAUUGUUGGGUUGUUGUUGUCCUGUAUAUGCCCAUGCUGUCUUUGUGUGACUGUGCUGCUGGAGUUGGCCAUUGAGCUCAUCAAGGCUCCUCUUCAUGUUAUGGAAUGGUUCACUUCCCAAAUCCCCUGCUAACCAUUGUAUUCAUUUUCUUGUUUUCAUGUUUUGCUUUAUUUGAAGAUUGUUGCCAGUUUUCAAUAGACACUAUAUAUUGAUUUGUCAGUCCCAAUCUCUUAAGAUUAUUUUAUUUAUAGUAUUCUUUCCAUUUUCUUAGUGUUUCAAAUUGAAUUAUUUCUUAUCUGGGUAUUGCUGUAAAUUAUAUAAAAAAAAAUUUGACUGA